Notolabrus celidotus (New Zealand spotty) is the source of this 2378-nucleotide messenger RNA. It is a transcript of the gene stard14, whose product is annotated as START domain containing 14. Gene Ontology annotation, molecular function: lipid binding. The record is from RefSeq and is a predicted model, not a curated record. Lineage: Eukaryota; Metazoa; Chordata; Actinopteri; Labriformes; Labridae.
GGGCAGAUUUUGAUUCCUCGACGCACCCUGCGUAGCACACCUGAUUUCCGGAAGUGCUGUGGCGUCAGCGAGAGAGGCGUUUGACGGAAUGAUAAAAAUCCCUGCUUGACCUGAUUGGUGAACUCACUCGCAUAUAACAGUGUUGCCACAGUCAACAGAGUCAUUAAACCUCUUCAAGUGACCGCGGCCAAACACUUUCUAAAAGACACUAGAGCCUCAGCAGGUCGAUCUGCCUGCAACACUCCUUUUUGAGGUUUACGUUGUUUUUUUUUUUUACAAGGAUUGUUUUUUAGACACCAAGAGAUGUCUCUUCAGCCGAGUAUUUUACCAGAUGAAGCGGCCUUCGCUGACUUUAAAAAGCAGUGUUUAGCAGUUGGAAACUGGGCGAACAAACAUGAUGAGAAUGGGAUGCAAGUGUGGGUUGAAGUUCCUGCAAGUAAAGGAAAUAAUCCGCACAAAGUCCACAAAUCAAGGUGAUGUAAAAUGACAAUCAAAGAUGUAUCUGCUGCUACCAUGUACGACGUCCUGCAUGACGGAAAGUACCGCAAAAAGUGGGACCCAACCAUGGUGGAGAGUUUUGACAUAGCCCGGCUGUCUGCCAACGCAGAUGUGGGCUACUACUCCUGGCGUUGUCCAUCUCCUAUAACAAACAGAGAUGUCGUGAGUCUGCGUUCAUGGCGGGUGAUGGAUGACGAGUACAUUAUCAUUAACUUCUCAGUCAAACACCCAAACUACCCUCCUCGCUCCAACUACGUAAGAGCCAUCUCUAUCCUCACUGGCUAUUACAUCAAGCCCCUUGGACCAAACAGCUGUACCUUAUACCUCUCACAAGCUGACCCCAAGGGGUGCCUUCCAAAGUGGGUGGUAAACAGAGCGUCUAAAGCCCUGGCUCCCAGGUGUGUGAUGAAGUGUGUGCUUAAGGCGGGUCGGGACUACCCAGAGUGGAAACGCCAAAACUCCCCCGACCAGAAGCCCUGGCUGUACGCCGAGCAGAACAGCCUGCCCAUGAUGGACCACAGCCUACUGUCCAUACAGAGAGCAGAGUCGCUAGAGAAUGUGGACGAGAGCUCAAAGUUGGACAAUAAUGACAGUGAGGACAGCUGCUAAAUCCCAACACGGUGACAGGAGGAAGGCCGAGGGAGAGAUGCGAGGAUGGACUCUUACACUUAUAAGACUUGAGACCUCUAACUCUCUAUGAUGUCGCCUUUAAACUCUUGACUACUUUCCUUUUUUCAGACCAGUGUGCCUUUAUGGAUGAGCAAGAGCAUGAAGUGUUUACAGCUGUUGUAGCGCACAGAAAUGAGCACAGAUCAAGAUGCCAUUCACCUCAGUCCAAGUUGAAGUAAGCUUGACAUUAUCUCCAGUGUUUGCUGCCAUGCUUUUUAAAUGUAGCUUUUUUUUAAGUGUACAUACUAAGAGGUGUUAGGGUUUUAAUGUCAUUGUUACAUAGUUACAGCACUACCUACACAAUAGGUCCUCUGUCCGGCCUUUGUCAGUUGCAGCUAUUUAAAAAUACACGUGAACAAAUUUGAAAUUGAUCUAAGCGUAGAUGUCCACUUGUUGCUUUUUGGCUUCGCAAGUGACUAUGAAUGGAAGGUGUUGUUUAUUUAAUUUUUCAAACUUUUAUUACAGUUGAAAACUUAUCGAGACAUUUGAUAUUCUCGUGAAAAAUGAUUGGAGCCUAAAUUUAAAACAGUCACAUUUAAUAUAUUUUCAACUCACACUAAUUUGGCUUUUUACUUGUUAAGAAUUCACUUCCUGUUUUGUAACUUAAACCUAUUAUAGUAAAAGGUUGUGGGUUUUGUUCAGGAGCUCUUCGCUUUGAACUCUGAGUAUUUUUAGUGUUAAAGCAACAUAACCCUUCCCUGUCACACUUACUAUCUGACUUUGUCUCUAAAUGUGAACAUUUUAUUGAUUUUAGUUAGACAUAAUUAUUCAGCAACUAUGCUAUCUUUUUGUUUCAGUGGUGUAUUACAACUGAACGCCUGGAGGUUCAUGAAUUUAUUUGGAUAUACUUAUAAUGUAACUUUAUCCUUAUUUAAGUUAUUCAGACAUUGGACUCGCAAUUAGAAACUCAUGGAGAGGAUUAGUCGUCGAUCUCUGAGGAAUCUAGUUAGGUUGUUAUCAACAUGGAAAAUGUACAUGCAGUUUUCAUUUUGUACUUUGAAUAUCACUCUGCCUGAAGGAUUAGAAUGACCAUAAAGGAUAUCUUGUAUUUUAUUUAUUUAUUUGAAAUCACUGUAACUGCAGAUGAGAGAGACACAGGAAAGAAGCUCUGCAGACUUUUUGUGAGGAUUUUCUUCUGAACAUGUUUUAUGUAAAGAGUGUCCAUGGCCUUGCUUUUUUUCAGAAAAUAAACCCCACAGGUUUACAUGCUU